UUUAAAACCCCCUCGAUGGGCGCGGCAGAGCUCCACCACACCAUCAAAACAAACUCCGUCGAGAGCGCCUCAAAACCACCAGAAAAUUUCCCCAAGAUCGUCCCCAGCACAAAGAAGCAGCGCAGAUCGCAGAUGGAGCAGUCCGGCGCCAAGAAGUCGAACAAGAUCACCGAGAUCGUGCGCAUGCAGCAGAUGCUGAAGAAGUGGCGCAAGCUCUCGGUCACCCCCAAGGACAAGGAGCCAAGCUCGCCCACCGCCGCCGGCGGCGGCGGCAAUGCCGGCGAGAGCAAGGCCAAGAAGUUCCUGAAGCGGACGCUUUCCUUCACGGACGGCCCGCCGUCGGGCUCCCCUCCGCCGCCGCCCAAGGGCCACCUCGCCGUGUGCGUGGGCCCCGCGAUGCAGAGGUUCGUGAUCCCGAUGGAGUACCUGAAGCACCGCGCCUUCGCGGCGCUGCUGCGGGAGGCCGAGGAGGAGUUCGGCUUCCAGCAGGAGGGCGUGCUCCGCAUCCCCUGCGAGGUCCCCGUCUUCGAGUCCAUCCUCAAGGCCGUCGAGAAGAACAAGAAGGACGCCGCCUUCUGUUACUGCAGCGUCGAGUACGCCGCCGACGAGGUCGGACGUGGCACGCCCAACAACCCGCUCUGCAGAUAGGCGGAGCUCAAGAGUCAAGAACAAAACAAAAAGGAAUAUUUUCUUCCUCUUUUUUUUCCCCCCUUGUUCUUUGUAACGUGGUGUGGUGAGGGAUGAGUCAAUAGUAUCUCCCCCCGCGGAUUAGAAUUACUGCUCUGAUUUUUAUCUCUGCUGAACUGAGCUGAUCUGGACUGGGUAAUGCAGCCCUCAUGGAUGCAAAUUAUUAUGGAAAAAUUGAUGCGGAAACGAAGGAUUUUCUGUGUUCUUUUGAAAGGCAUUGAGGAGGAGCUAGCUAUCUGUAACUGAAAGAUUCGAUUUUUUUUC
This is a messenger RNA of Sorghum bicolor (sorghum), 951 nucleotides long. RefSeq lists its product as uncharacterized. The record is from RefSeq and is a predicted model, not a curated record. NCBI's taxonomy places the organism in Eukaryota, Viridiplantae, Streptophyta, Magnoliopsida, Poales, Poaceae. The transcript has a single exon. Gene Ontology annotation, biological process: response to auxin. Bases 16 to 648 code for a protein of 210 amino acids.